AUGAACGAGGACGCCAGACGCAAUAAUGUCGCCCGGGACACUAUCUCCCAUUACAAGGUCGCCGCGUAUGGCGGCUUGGCGGGAGAGGCUCUCUGGCUGGCCAGUUACCCCUUCGACGUGGUCAAGAGCAAAAUGCAAAGCGACGGGUUCGGCGCCCAGCAGAAAUUCAGCAGCAUGACCGAUUGUUUCCGAAAGACGUAUGCUGCGGAAGGAUUUCUUGGUUUCUGGCGCGGUCUUGGGCCGACUAUGCUGAGAGCUAUGCCUGUGUCCGCUGGAACAUUUGCAGUUGUCGAAAUGGCCAUGAGAGCACUGGGCUAG
This is a messenger RNA of Monascus purpureus, 318 nucleotides long. Lineage: Eukaryota; Fungi; Ascomycota; Eurotiomycetes; Eurotiales; Aspergillaceae. The record is from the annotation of a GenBank genome assembly.